AUGUCUGAACAAAUAGCCAUACUAUUAGGUUUCUCGCUUUUGGUUUUGAAAGGAGAAGCAGAGAUGACAGUAUUGGAUACUGGGAUUUUUAGGGAGAGGAACAAAUGGUCUAGCCAUUUGAGGUUUACUGAUCUCUUUUCCUUUGGAAGGAGUGUUAGGUCUGAAGGGCUUCAUUUUUUUCCUAUUCCUGAUGUAAAACGAACAAGCUGUUCAGGGGAUUCUAUGGUAAUCCUUUGUUUAAGAAUUCCUUCGUAUCACACUAUCCUUAAAUGGAUCAGAUAUCCCAUUCCAAAGAAAAGGGAUCUCUUGAAAAGAACUUACAAAGCUAAUGUUUACAGUAAGUUCGAUAUGAAAUCUGGUUUCUGGCAAAUUCAAGUAGCCGAGAAAGACAGAUACAAAACAACUUUCAACAUUCCCUUCGGGCAAUACGAAUGGAAUGUAAUGCCAUUUGGGCUCAAGAAUGCCUCUUCUGAGUUCCAGAAUAUUAUGAACUCAAUCUUUAAUGACUAUAGUCAUAUGUCUAUUGUUUAUAUUGAUGAUGUUCUUAUUUUCUCCUAA
This is a messenger RNA of Nicotiana tabacum (common tobacco), 558 nucleotides long. NCBI's taxonomy places the organism in Eukaryota, Viridiplantae, Streptophyta, Magnoliopsida, Solanales, Solanaceae. The record is from RefSeq and is a predicted model, not a curated record.